Verticillium dahliae VdLs.17 is the source of this 1661-nucleotide messenger RNA. RefSeq lists its product as uncharacterized. The transcript is spliced from 2 exons. Gene Ontology annotation, cellular component: cell periphery; fungal-type vacuole. The coding region runs from base 311 to 1441 and encodes 376 amino acids. The record is from RefSeq and is a predicted model, not a curated record. Gene Ontology annotation, biological process: positive regulation of catalytic activity. NCBI's taxonomy places the organism in Eukaryota, Fungi, Ascomycota, Sordariomycetes, Glomerellales, Plectosphaerellaceae.
GAUCCCCCAUUUUCUUACCUGCAUCUCUGGAUAGCCUCGUUGAUCAGCGACCGGCAGAUCUUGCAACAGAGCUUAAUUCUCUUCUUCGUAUUUUCUUCUUCGCCUUCUUUUUUGCGCUGCCAACCCUCGUCCAGCCUUGACGUUCCGUUUUGUCCUGCCGCCCAACCCGACCGACACUCCUCUCCUUCUAUUGCGUCACUUGGCUAUUUCGACCUUCCCAAUGCACAGCCCGGAAUAUGCUGCGUAGUUCCCAGUCACCGUUGCUUCAUACUCCACAGUCUUGACAAAAGACAACACUAGCCGCGUGGCGAUGGACUCAUCGUCAGCCACCGCUGCUGGCCCUUCUAGCUCACCCGACUUUCGCGCUGUGUCUGUUGGGACCAGCAAUGCCACGCUCAACCAUUCUCAAGCCGCUCGACAACGCCCGCCCCGAUCCCUUCCUCCCUGGAUCGACUCAUACGAAUCCGAAAAUGGACCCUUGACCGAUGACCAGAUGCGGCUCCUCCGGCCGCCGCAGCGAUCCGUUCUACCUCAACAUAAUUACGACCCAAGCGAAACAGAGCGCAGGAUAUCCAAAGAUGGCUUCGUCGACUGGGCGCAAGACCCUCUAUCUCUACAGCGCAGCCCCCCAAACAGGCGGCUGACGGUUCAGAAGCUGCUCAGGGGUCGCAGAGGUCAACAGGGCAGGAAGUGGGAUCAUCUGCGCUCUGCUGAACCUGUCGUCGUAGCUGCCUAUGCGCCGCCAGCACCGGGAAACACAGGUGGUGCAGCCGCUGUCUGGAGACACUACGUCCAGUCUACAGUAUACGGGCGUGCCCAGGGAGAGGACUCUGAGGUUGUCGAUCCGGAAAUGCUGGAUAAGCUGCAGCCUGACUUCAACCGGCCGUUUGACAACCCCCUUCACCCACACGAAAGCCGGUCCUCGAGAAGGAGGAAACGCACGCGAACGGUGGGCGAAAGAAUCUGGCGGGCGAUUCUACGUCAUCCUCUGGUGCCGCUCGUGUUUCGACUGACGGUCAUGAUUACUUCGUUAAUGUCGCUGGCCAUUGCCACGCGAAUCUUCGUUCACGAGAACGCGCAGGACAGAAGCAGUGCGGAGCGGACGCAGAGCGUCGUCGCCGUCGUCGUGGAUACCGUUGCAGUUCCAUACAUCGCUUACAUGCUGUGGGAUGAGUACACGGGCAAGCCACUCGGUCUUCGACCCGCUACGCAAAAGAUUGCCUUGAUCUUACUGGAUCUCUUCUUCAUCAUACUCAAAUCAGUGAGCACGGCACUGGCGUUCGAGAGCCUGGUUUACCACAAUGAUCGGGGGGACGCGAAGGUGGCACAGCUCUCCAAGGCUCUGUCGGCUUUUGUAUUCGUGGGGCUCGUAUCGUGGACAUUCAACUUCAUGGUGAAUAUUUUCAGGACGGUGGCAAGGCUAGGAACGAACGAGGGCUGAGCAGGCGCAAGUGGGCUUUUUUUCGGUUUCUGGUCUCUGGGUUGAGAGUGCAAGGAUACCUCUAUUGGUCUGGUGUUUUCCCCUCAGCGUUCAGCCCUGCGGGAUUGAGGAGCUUGUGGUUCUCAUUUCCUAUUCAUCGGCUCUGAUGGUGCGGGACGCACACGCCGAAUUUUUUAUGACAUGAUAGGAUGGCGAGACUGACUGCGAAUACCUUUCACAC